Molecule: messenger RNA, 1536 nt
Organism: Kwoniella shivajii
Lineage: Eukaryota; Fungi; Basidiomycota; Tremellomycetes; Tremellales; Cryptococcaceae
Exons: 10
Coding region: 1-1536 (511 amino acids)
Biological process (GO): acyl-CoA metabolic process
Cellular component (GO): mitochondrion
Molecular function (GO): fatty acyl-CoA hydrolase activity
Source: RefSeq, a predicted model, not a curated record
AUGCCCGCGCUUGUUAUACGUACAGCUCUCAGAGCAGGGCGAUCAGCUGCAUUCAAGAACACAAAAUCCCAGGCAAUACUGCUGAAUAGAACAUCUGCAAGAUACAAUUCUUCAUUCACUACACCUGAAACGCCGCCUACCCCAACGCCGAGUCAACAGCUAUACACGCUCAAUGAAAUAGAUAAACUCACGACUUCGAUAGCUCAAUCAUCCACUGGACCAAUACACCACCUUUCUCCCCUUGUCAUGCGUGCACUACCAGCUCCUUGGCUAUCAUCAUCAUCUCCAGAUCUCGCUUCACAGGGUGAUACGACUUCAGCGGAACCUCAUACACAGCCUGAACAACCAAUAAGCGAGGAAGAACUACUCAGACCCAGACACAUGAGUGAAAGUUUUACAAGCUUUGAUUUACCACUGGCUAGUGAUGCGAAAUUGUAUGAGAGAUACGUUAACACCUCUGGAGGAUUCAGAAUGGGCAAGUUGCUGGAACAUCUCGAUUCGUUAGCAGGAGCUGUAGCAUAUCGCCAUUGUUUGCCCACACCUAAAUCUGCACGAAAUAGUGAUUCUGCCCAAGCUUUUCACGACGUAUCGUCUAGAGCUGGAUUGUACCUGGCCACAGCUAGUGCAGACAGGUUGGAUAUGUUCGGAAGGUUGAAUAGGGAGAACGUCAGGGAUCUUAAAUUCUCAGGAUUUGUUACUUGGACAGGUCGAUCAUCCCUUGAAGUAGUAGUCAAGAUGGAAGGACAUAGACCUUCGGAUUCACCCGGCCAGUUCCAAACACUAAUGCUAGGUCGGUUCGCUAUGGUAUGUCGAGAUUCAAGAACACAUAAAGCAAGACAGGUGCCAAGGUUGUUAGUGGAGAGUCAGGAGGAAAAGGUGUUAUGGGCGAUUGGUGAAGAACAUCAGAAGAGACGUAAGACGAGUGCUAUGAAUGCUCUGGAUAAGGUACCGCCUUCAUCAGAAGAAGCGGAGGAAUUACACAAGUUGAUGCUUCUAGUAUCCACGAAGGAGGAAGUUGACGGAGAGAAAUUGGUUCCUAUGCAGGACACGGAGAUACAAACCGUGCAAUUGAUGUUCCCUCAAGAUAGAAAUCUGCAUGGAAAGGUAUUUGGAGGUAUCUUGAUGCGAUUGGUGAGUGAAAACCCCGCUGAACUGUGCUUUACCAAUGCUGCACUAUUCUCACAAGCCCCAAUGCGAUUUUUAGCUUUAGAUCAAAUCACUUUCCGAUUACCGGUACCCAUAGGUGCUGUGUUGAGAUUAUCAUCUAAGGUGGUCAAGACUACUAAGCCUCACGACGGACCUGAUGGCGAAGCUAAAGUACAUAUAAUGGUCACAGCUGAAGUGGAAGAGGUUGACACUGGAGUACGAAGGGAGACUAAUACUUUCUUCUUCACCAUGGCCAAAGAAGACCAUGAACCUAUAGGUAGAAGUGUGAUACCCUCAACAUAUGUAGAAGCAAUGCAUUAUCUUGAAGGAAAGAGGAGGAUAGAAGUCGGUGAUGAGAUGAGAAGCUUAUAUCAAGCCGGACAAUUGUAG